Molecule: messenger RNA, 531 nt
Organism: Cylicostephanus goldi
Lineage: Eukaryota; Metazoa; Nematoda; Chromadorea; Rhabditida; Strongylidae
Source: the annotation of a GenBank genome assembly
AUGGAGAAAGAUGUGAAGCCCAAGCUGCAAUGGUUGGUGUCUCUUGGUUUUGAACCUAGCGAUUUGGGCGAUUAUCUGACACGCAAUCCUUUUUUUCUUCUCCAGGACUUGAGCGACAUGCAGCGCCUGGUAAAUUUAUUCAAUAAAGAAUUUGAGUUUACUCCGAAGGAAAUCAAACAAAUAAUCUUAUCCGAUCCAAGAGUGUUCAUGAUGGAUGCGAAAUUUGUCACUGCCAAUUAUAAUUACGUUCAUAAAGUCAUGCGUCUACCUAAUUCUGUGAUUGUCAAGCAUCCGUUCAUUCUUCGUUGUUCGCACAGCAGCAUUCGAAAUAGGCACGAGUUUCUCAAAAAGCUUGGAAGAGCGAUUUAUGAAGGUGCCAUUGCUGAUCAAAAUGCUACUGAUGCUCAGGAUGAAAAUCAAGUCCAACCUGUGUCGCUGGACGCCUUUCUUGAUCCAAGCGAUGCAGUCUUUGCGAGAAGAGCUGCCAACACUUACUUGGUAGUUUACAACAACUUCCUUCGUAACCAUUAG